GUUUCAUCAAUGUCAAGAUGAUCCGAUUGCUCUAGUUGUGGCGUUUCUAUCGUAUGUCAACCAGUAAUUCUAUGGAAUGAUUUCUUGUUUUGAUGUUAACUUUAUGCAGUGCUUUGAUUUUGGUUAGUUGGAUGGUCGAACGCCUAGUUUUUGGCCUCGCGGACGGAUUUGGGAUCCAAUUAAAGCUAGUUUUGUAUUUGUGAAUUGCGUCAGCUGACAACUAUUACUAUCGAAGCGCGUUGAUGUUGAUGUGGUCAAAGUGGUUGACUUGAUAUGGCUUGUCCUUCUAAUGAUCAGCUGUUGCAAUUGGAAACAACAUGUGGAUCUCUUCUAUAUGAGCUUCAGAUUAUAUGGGAUGAGGUUGGUGAGUCUGACGCUGAAAGGGAUAAAAUGCUCCUUGAGCUAGAACAGGAGUGCCUGGAGGUCUACAGAAGAAAGGUUGACCAGGCUAAUCGCUGUAGAGCUCAGUUGCGACAAGCAAUUGCUGACUCUGAAGCGGAGCUUGCAGCCAUCUGCUCUGCAAUGGGUGAGCCACCAGUACACACAAGACAGUCGAAUCAGAGAGCUGGAAGCUUAAAAGAGGAGCUCGAGUCCAUUACCCCACAGCUAGAGGAGAUGCGAAUGAAGAAAGUUGAGAGAUUGAACCACUUUAUAGAAGUAAUAGAACAGAUAAGAAAGAUAUCACUUGAGAUCAUGCCUUCUGGGUGCAACCCAUUGAUGUUGGCUGUGGAUGAAUCUGAUUUGUCUACAAGAAGGCUUGAAGAUUUAUACAGACAACUUGAGUUACUUCAGAAGGAGAAGAGUGACCGGUUGAAGCAAGUGAUGGAUCACUUGUCCUCUCUGAAUGCGUUAUGCUCCGUGCUUGGAGUUGAUUUUAAAGAAACAAUUAGAGAAAUACACCCUAAUCUAGAUGAAACUGAAGUAUCAAAGUGUGUAAGCAAUACCACAAUAGAAAGGCUUGCCACGGCUAUAGGGAGAAUGCGAGAUAUUAAGAUAGAGAGGAUGAAGAAGCUUCAAGAUCUUGCAUCUACAAUGUUGGAAUUGUGGAAUCUAAUGGAUACGCCAAUCGAAGAGCAACAGCUCUUUCAGAAUGUGACAUGUAAUAUCGCUGCUUCAGAACAAGAAAUUACAGAGGCCAACACUCUUUCGGUGGACUUACUCAAUUAUGUGGAGACAGAAGUUUUGAGACUCGAACAGCUAAAAGUUAGCAAGAUGAAAGAGCUAGUCUUGAAGAAGAAAACAGAACUUAAAGAACUUCGGUGGCGGGUGCAUCUGGUGGCAGAGGCAGAAAAUCAAGAAGAAUUUGAAAUUAGUGCUAUUGAAUCUGGAGCUAUUGAUGCCACUUUAAUUCUGGAACAGAUAGAGUUCCAAAUUGCGACAGUUAAAGAGGAAGCCUUUAGCAGGAAAGAUAUACUUGAAAGGGUAGAAAAAUGGUUUGCUGCAUGUCAGGAGGAAGCAUGGCUGGAGGAGUACAAUCGGGAUGAAAACCGCUACAAUGCUGGAAGAGGUGCACACCUAUCACUUAAGCGUGCUGAGAAAGCUCGUGCAUUAGUCAACAAGAUUCCAGCUAUAGUAGAAACUCUGGCAGCCAAAAUCACACAAUGGGAGAAAGAAAGAGGCAUUGAGUUCACAUACGAUGGCGUGCGUCUUCUCUCAAUGCUGGAAGAAUACACCAUAGUCAGGCAAGAGAAAGAGCAAGAACGCAAGAGACAGAGGGAUCAGAAGAGGCUCCAAGGCCAGAUCAUAGCCGAGCAAGAAGCACUUUAUGGUUCAAAACCCAGCCCUUCAAAAUCUCAAAGUGCAAAAAAGAUACCCAGAACAUCAGCUGGGUGCCCAAGCCGAAGGCUCAGUGGAGCAACACAGCCUCCCAAGCUUGAUCAUCUGCAUUCUGCAAAGCCUGUGCGCUCAGCAAAGAAGACAGAUGAUUUGGGCAUCCUUUCUCCUGGUGCAAGAGGUGCAGAUAUUGCUGGCCUUCCUGUGAAGAAGCUAACUUACAAUGCCAUGACCACACAUCAAGAAGUAGGCGUGCCACGCAAACCCUUUGCUCCUAUACUACCAGUUAACAACAUGCCAACAACACCCUCUAAGCACAUUGUCAAUACGUUUGAAGAGAACAAGUCCCCAAAUGUGAUGCUAACUCCCAAAACUCCAAUGGCAGUGCAAGCGCCGAUGCAGGUGGCCAAUACACCUGUUCCUCCGACUUGCCUCUUUGACCAAGCAGUGGCCAAGGUAGUAGCACCAGUGGAGCAGACAGAGUAUUCAUUUGAAGAAAGGAGGCUUGUUUUCUAUCUUAGUAGAUAAAUGAGCUACAUAAACCAAUAUUGGAGACGUCUUCUGUAGUCUGUAGUUGAUUCAAAGUCGAUUAUUCUCGACUUCGGUUAAUGAUCACUAAGAACUGUCUUUAGUGUUAAUAGAUAAA
This is a messenger RNA of Musa acuminata AAA Group (dessert banana), 2419 nucleotides long. Its product is annotated as 65-kDa microtubule-associated protein 3. The transcript is spliced from 13 exons. Gene Ontology annotation, molecular function: microtubule binding. Bases 274 to 2301 code for a protein of 675 amino acids. NCBI's taxonomy places the organism in Eukaryota, Viridiplantae, Streptophyta, Magnoliopsida, Zingiberales, Musaceae. The record is from RefSeq and is a predicted model, not a curated record. Gene Ontology annotation, biological process: microtubule cytoskeleton organization. Gene Ontology annotation, cellular component: cytoplasm; spindle.